Exserohilum turcica Et28A is the source of this 1639-nucleotide messenger RNA. RefSeq lists its product as uncharacterized. Gene Ontology annotation, cellular component: cytoplasm. Gene Ontology annotation, molecular function: UDP-glucose:hexose-1-phosphate uridylyltransferase activity; zinc ion binding. Gene Ontology annotation, biological process: beta-D-galactose catabolic process via UDP-galactose, Leloir pathway. NCBI's taxonomy places the organism in Eukaryota, Fungi, Ascomycota, Dothideomycetes, Pleosporales, Pleosporaceae. The transcript is spliced from 4 exons. Bases 112 to 1392 code for a protein of 426 amino acids. The record is from RefSeq and is a predicted model, not a curated record.
GCAGCAGACAUCUAUAUGCUGGUAUAUUUACGCCCGUCGUGAGCCCGCCAAAAUUCUCCGCCGCAUUCCCCGCCGCAUCUCCGCCUUCGACCAAGACCAAGUCUGCGCGCCAUGACUGACCCCGUCCUCAACGACAUCUCCCACAGGCGCUUCAAUCUGUUGCGAGGAAGCUGGGUUCUGGUCUCUCCGCACCGGACCAAGCGACCAUGGCAAGGCAUGCAAGAGUCGCCAUCCAAGACGACGCUCCCCGAGUACGACCCAAAGUGCUAUUUGUGUCCGUCAAACACGCGAGCCAAUGGCGAGCAAAACCCCAAGUUUGAAAACACGUUUGUCUUUGUCAACGACUACAGCGCCGUCAUGGAAGAGCAACAAGAGUACCGUCCAGACUCCAAAGACGGAUCUCUCGCUUCCCGCCUACUCCGCGCUGAAGCCGUCACCGGAAAAUGCUACGUCAUUUGUUUCUCCCCUUCCCACAACCUCACUCUGGCCGACAUGUCGCCCGCGCAGAUUGUUCCGAUAAUACAGACGUGGACCAAUAUCUACGUCGCCCACCUGGACCCAAAGUCGCCACUGGCCAAGCUGGCUUCUGCAAUGAAUAUCCCGCAGCUACCACAGGGCCCUCUCGCUCCACCAAACGCACAAUACCGUUACAUGCAAAUCUUCGAGAACAAAGGCACAGCAAUGGGCUGCUCGAACCCCCACCCCCAUGGCCAAAUCUGGACAACUACGUCAUUACCCGAGGAGCCCGCGAAUGAACUCGUGCAGCUGAGCAAGUACCGUAAAGAUCAUGGUGGCAGCCACAUGCUUGUAGACUACGCCGACCUGGAGUCCAAUGAGAAGACGCGUACAGUUUUUGAGAAUGAGAGUUUUUGGGCCGGUGUUCCGUACUGGGCAGUUUGGCCAUUUGAGAUUAUGAUUGUCCCGAGGCAGCACAAGCGGUCGCUGGUCGACUUUACCCAGAACGAACGCGCGCAGUUGGCAGAGACAAUUGCUGAAAUUACGAGGCGAUAUGACAACCUCUUUGAAACACAAUUCCCCUAUAGCAUGGGAUUGCACCAGGCCCCUCUUACAGGCACAGCCGACGAGAUUGAGUCGAGCCACUUCCAUAUUCACUUCUACCCACCACUGCUACGAAGCGCCACGGUUCGCAAGUUUCAGGUCGGCUAUGAAAUGAUGGCCGAGCCUCAGCGCGACAUUACCCCCGAGCAAGCCGCAGAGCGCCUGAGGGCUUGCGACGGCGAGCUUUACCGCAGAAAACUCGAGGCUUCGCCCGUCCGAAACGGUGUCAACGGUGUCAACGGCGUCAAUGGUGUAAAUGGCACGAACGGUGUCCAUGGUACAAACGGUGUGAAUGGUGUGAAUGGUGUCAAUGGUGUCAAUGGUCACCACUGAGCGCUCAUGUUUACGCGUCCUACGAAUACCCUGCUUUCUAUUGCCUUUCCUUUCUACGAAACGUUGCUUGCAUGUUUGCAGUCGAGACAUGGAGCCUGGUAGCUCACAUAUGCCCCUCACUGUAAGACGCUCUUACCAUGGGAGAAGAUACCCAGGACACGAGAGACGAACGAUUACGACACAGUUUAUGCAUGUAGUUGCGGGGUGCAUAUAUCAUGGGAAUGUAGAGGUAGUUAUGAGAUUUUUU